This is a messenger RNA of Musa acuminata AAA Group (dessert banana), 1646 nucleotides long. Its product is annotated as UMP-CMP kinase-like. The record is from RefSeq and is a predicted model, not a curated record. Gene Ontology annotation, biological process: UDP biosynthetic process; 'de novo' pyrimidine nucleobase biosynthetic process; CDP biosynthetic process. Bases 628 to 1248 code for a protein of 206 amino acids. NCBI's taxonomy places the organism in Eukaryota, Viridiplantae, Streptophyta, Magnoliopsida, Zingiberales, Musaceae. Gene Ontology annotation, cellular component: nucleus; cytoplasm. Gene Ontology annotation, molecular function: ATP binding; UMP kinase activity. The transcript is spliced from 8 exons.
CUUGUGCUUAUCUUUCUACAGUUUUGUUAAGGGAACAAAACCAUUUAUUCUUAAACAACGUGAAUUUUGAUCUAUGUCUUAUUAAGGUUUGAGAAAGACGGGUAAAUUUAAAGAAAUGCUGAUGGGGUAAAUCAUUUCAAAUAUGAAGUACCGCAUCACUAGAACAGAAGUUUUAAGUUUUGUUUAUCCUCCUUGAUGGUUAUUUUUGCAUAAUUUAUCAUCUUCAAGCGUUCUGGUUUUUUCCUUAUAAGAAUCUUUAUCUAAAGUCCAUUGAAAGUGAAAAUGUUUUCCACAUUUCCAUCUAAUUGUUGUAUCUAAUCGGGAUUUUGGUCAUAGUUCGGGGAAAAAAAUCAAUGGGAUUCGAUCAAUUUUUAGUUGUCAAAGAUUCAGAUCGGAUCUGGAUUAUACGAUCUUGGUCUGUUCAUAAAUUCUCUCUUCCUGCAAGCGGCAUUCUCUAUAAUGUUGCAGAAAUCAAGUAAAAUAUUGGGACUUGUAUUGUUUACUUUUUUCUGCCAAAUAUGGACCCAUCGGAUUUUCUUAUUACUAGCUUCUUUGCUUUUGAAUAAACAUUGUUUGUUGUUUAUUAUGUGUGGAUGUCCACCGUAGGUGCCAAAUGUUUUGAGGUUCAUGGCGUUCUUCAAAACAGUGAUUGCAAAAUUGGCGACAGAGGCUACAUCUAACAGAUGCAAUCCUUUUAUAACUUUUGUUUUGGGUGGUCCUGGCAGUGGGAAAGGAACCCAAUGUGUGAAAAUUGCUGAAACUUUCAGAUUUGCACAUCUGAGUGCUGGUGAUCUGUUGAGAGAGGAAAUGUCCUCCAAUAGUGAAAAUGGAACAAUGAUCCAUGACAUAAUCAAGGACGGGAAGAUUGUUCCUUCAGAAAUAACCGUCAACUUGCUAAGGAAAGCGAUUCAUUCAAGUGGGAACCAUAAGUUUCUAAUUGAUGGUUUUCCUCGAAAUGAAGAAAAUCGUAUUGCUUUCGAGAGGAUUGUUGGGGUUGAACCAGAUAUUGUGCUCUUUUUUGACUGCCCUGAGGAGGAGAUGGUUAAACGAGUACUAAACCGUAAUCAGGGAAGAGUUGAUGAUAAUAUUGACACAAUGAAGAAACGUCUCGAAGUGUUCAAGAAACUGAAUCUUCCUGUAAUAGAUUAUUACUCUGCAAAAGGAAAAGUUUGCAAGAUUAAUGCAGUAGGAACUGUGAAUGAGGUUUUUGAAAAAGUUCAACCAGUCCUUGCUGCCUUGAGGAUAUGAAACGCAAUGAAAUGCUUGAAGUUUUUAAGACGUGAAGGGACAGUCCUAAAUUUUGUCAGUUAUAGCCAUUGUGGUUGUUCAUCUGUUUCCUCAGAUUUUUACGAGGAUUUGCAAAUGAUCCCAUUCCCAUGUUCUUUUCCUUUCUUUUCGAAAGUAAAAAUUCUGCUCGUGUCCUAAAAGAAAAAUUAUUGGAUACUAAACUUCAAGGUGUUUAGACACCCAAAAGAAAGGGGACCAAAAAGAAAAAAAAAGAGAAUUAGGUAGCACUUAGCAAGAGAGGGUGCUUGCUUUAUAAUGGCAAUGUUGAGGAACUGUAUAACCUUUUGUUUCGGGCUUGAUAUGAGAAUUUAGUGUGACCUUUCCCGUGAGAAUUUUAAUGGCAAUUUUGUUUUCCGUUA